CUACCUACUCAAAUUCCACACUCAAUCUGUAAUCCAAAAUCUCAAAGCAGAAAACCCUAAAUUCCCCAAAUUCUCUGAAUUCUCGAAAUGGCUCGUACCAAGCAAACUGCACGUAAGUCAACUGGUGGCAAAGCACCAAGGAAGCAGUUAGCUACAAAAGCUGCUCGGAAAUCGGCUCCGGCGACCGGAGGAGUGAAGAAGCCACACAGAUUCAGGCCCGGAACUGUUGCACUUCGUGAAAUUAGAAAGUACCAGAAAUCGACUGAGCUCCUAAUCCGAAAACUUCCAUUUCAGCGUUUGGUUCGUGAGAUAGCUCAGGAUUUUAAGACCGAUCUGAGGUUCCAGAGCUCUGCUGUUGCGGCGCUUCAAGAGGCGGCUGAAGCUUAUCUUGUUGGUUUGUUCGAGGAUACUAACCUUUGUGCUAUCCACGCUAAGAGAGUUACCAUUAUGCCAAAAGACAUUCAGCUUGCCAGAAGAAUUAGGGGUGAGAGAGCUUAAAUUGGGAUUGCUCUGGUGGGUUUUUGUUAGUUUUUGGGUAUAUAGUGGGUUGUUUGUUUAGGGUUUUGAGCCUUUUGUGUUUUGGUGUAGAACUUUCUCAGUUCUGGCUAUGUAGUUGAAUCAAGUGCAUUUUAAUGAAAUCUCAGUACUAUUUUAUUCAAAUUA
Nicotiana tabacum (common tobacco) is the source of this 663-nucleotide messenger RNA. RefSeq names its product histone H3.2. Gene Ontology annotation, molecular function: protein heterodimerization activity; DNA binding; structural constituent of chromatin. Gene Ontology annotation, cellular component: nucleosome. NCBI's taxonomy places the organism in Eukaryota, Viridiplantae, Streptophyta, Magnoliopsida, Solanales, Solanaceae. The record is from RefSeq and is a predicted model, not a curated record.